AUGCCGCUGUUCAUCGAGGACAAACAAGUUGGCCCAAUCGAUUCGAUAGAGGACCUCUACCGCAAAUAUCCAAGUUUAAAGGAAAGCGCCAAAGCGUUUCUCUCUAAGCCAGUUGUUUCUGUCGAUCCAAAGAGCCUCCUGUACGUUCAACAAAGGGAGGUUGCUGCAACAACUAAAGGAGACAAACAUGUUUCGGUCAUCGGAACAGAAGAUGCGACCACCUGUCAUAUGGUUGUGCUGCGACACACUGGAACUGGAGCUGUUGCUUUGGCUCACUGUGACGGUUUCAACACCCCCCGUCAAGUCUCACUGAUUGUGAAAGCAGUCACAUCACUCAGUGGUCACUUCCAUGAGGGCAGACUCGAGCUCCAUGUGGUUGGAGGAUUCGAGGACGACAAAAAACUAUCAGAAAAAAUCAGCCAUGACCUUCUGACGAUGUUCCAGAACCAGGACUUGAACAUCUAUCUGGAAACAUUCUGCACCACAGAAAUGAAUGACGUCCUUGUUGAUGGAAUUCAUAAACCUAUAAUAUAUGGAAUAGGUGUCAAAGUUGAAACUGGUGAAGUGUUCCCCGCAUCCUUCACUUUCAAAGGUCCUGCAGAGAACCUGCGAUCAGCACGAACCUUCACUAAGGGAGAGAUGGUUGAAAUCUAUGAACCAAACCAGGGGAUUGUUAAAGUCGGCCCAUGCUCCUGGCCACCACAGCCAGACCUGAUCAAAUGGAUGACAAUGACCGACAAAGAAAUAUUAGAGGCUCUCUCCACGUCUCCCAAGGCUGAACCCUCGGACUUCGUCAGAAGCAUUAAGGCCACCAUGUCGUUCAUUCUUGACCAUCCCAACCCUGACAGUCUGUUCCCGGGGGACCAACCACAGCGCUACCGCAAGACGGACUGCGGGGACUGGGACCGGAUCGUCCAGCCAUGAAGUCCCUCACUCGGCCUCAACAUGCUUU
Salarias fasciatus (jewelled blenny) is the source of this 952-nucleotide messenger RNA. Its product is annotated as protein N-terminal asparagine amidohydrolase-like. Bases 1 to 924 code for a protein of 307 amino acids. Gene Ontology annotation, cellular component: nucleus. The transcript has 10 exons. Lineage: Eukaryota; Metazoa; Chordata; Actinopteri; Blenniiformes; Blenniidae. Gene Ontology annotation, molecular function: protein-N-terminal asparagine amidohydrolase activity. Gene Ontology annotation, biological process: ubiquitin-dependent protein catabolic process. The record is from RefSeq and is a predicted model, not a curated record.